AUGGGUUGGCCGAGCCAGGAGUUGAGGUUGAGCAGUGCACAAGAAAUAGAAAAGGAGAUACAGCAACAUGUCAAAUCAACUCCAUUGAAAGAUUCGCAAACACACAUUGAAGAAAAUAGUUCAGUUGCAUGGGAUGGAAGCUCAGAACUGGUAGCCUAUGACCCUCUUGUCAAAGAAGUUCUGGAUCAUGGCUCAACCUCCAUCAUUACACGGAUCAAACCUGGGGUUGUUCUCAAAUCGCCUCGCUAUUCAUGGUGGCAUUCUCCAACUGCAGAAUUCCAUGAUUCAGUCAAACAUAUCAAACAUAGUUUCAAUGUUGAAGUGCAAAUUCUUGGGAUCUUAGGGGACCACUCUAGAAUAAUAAGGUUCCUUGGCCUCUCUGAAAGCCCUCGAGGCUUACUUUUUGUGGAGGCCAAUGCUGGAAAUUUGCAAACAUACCUUGACCACCACAGUGCUGCAGAAGCUAUACAAUACAUUCACCAGAAGGGUGUCAUUCACUCUGAUCUACGCCCUGAAAACUAUUUGCUGCACAGGAAUUCUGAUGAUAUUCUCAAUCUAUUCCUUAGUGAUUUUGGAGGCUCAACUAGUGGUGUCAUAGAUGGUGGACAUCUCCCAGAUUCUGGCUUUUUCAAUCCACAGAAACCUUGGGUGUCAGUGAAAGCAACAGAUAUAUUCAGCCUUGGAUCAGUGCUCUAUACAAUUAUGACUGGUCACUGGCCUUACAGGACCGCAGGGCCAUUCAGAUCAUUGAAGGAGAAAUUGAUUUAUGGAGAAAGAGUGGAUGAACUCUUCUCCUUGGGUGUGUUUCCCCCAGUUGAAGGACUAAUUGGUGGAGACAUUAUACAAGAUUGCUGGAAGGAACAGUACAGAGAAGUAGAUACAAUUGUUCAUGAUCAGAGCAUCAUAUUCAAAGAAAUUUCAUUACAGACUGAGAAGCAUGAGAGUGUUGAGUCCUAA
Molecule: messenger RNA, 957 nt
Organism: Paracoccidioides brasiliensis Pb18
Product: CAMK protein kinase
Exons: 4
Coding region: 1-957 (318 amino acids)
Biological process (GO): protein phosphorylation; mitotic DNA damage checkpoint signaling
Cellular component (GO): nucleus; cytoplasm
Molecular function (GO): protein serine/threonine kinase activity; ATP binding
Source: RefSeq, a predicted model, not a curated record